This is a messenger RNA of Python bivittatus (Burmese python), 780 nucleotides long. NCBI's taxonomy places the organism in Eukaryota, Metazoa, Chordata, Lepidosauria, Squamata, Pythonidae. The record is from RefSeq and is a predicted model, not a curated record.
AUGGCAGAGAAGACUGUCCAUCUGGGCCCUGCCAGUCAGCAUUCUCUCCCUGACGGGACCUGCAACAUGCCAUCUCUGCCUGACCGGAUGGGAUGGGUUGAUCUGACGGGGGUAAGACAGUCCCUCAGGAAUCCAUAUUUUUGGAGAGCUGUAUUUGGCUUGCAUCAUCUCUAUCAUCAUGGGUAUUACACUAUAAAGAGUGAUAUCAAAGCAAUUAUAAUCCAUGCUCGUUUCAGGAGUGAUACUUAUGAAAAUGAUGUUGCAUUGUUUAAAUUACAAAAUCCUGUCACAUAUAAUGAUUAUAUCCAGCCCGUCUGCUUACCUCACAGUCUUCUUUUUCUAAGUAAUGAUACUCCAUGUUAUAUAACAGGAUGGGGAAGUACAAAAGAGGAAGGUCACAGCAAAUAUAUAUUACAAGAAGCACAGGUUGUUGUUAUUCCACAAUAUAUCUGUAACAGAUACGAUUGGUAUGCUGGAGCAAUAACAUGGAAUAUGCUUUGUGCUGGCUCUGAAAGUGGAGAUGUGGAUAGUUGUCAGGGUGACAGUGGUGGACCAUUGAUGUGCUAUUUCCAAGAGUUCACAAAGUAUUAUCUGGUAGGAAUAACCAGCUUUGGUGUUGGCUGUGGCCGACCAAAACUUCCAGGAAUCUAUGUACGUCUAAUUAAUUACAGAAAUUGGGCACAAACUCUUUCUCUAAGUAGCAGAACUACUACUGUGAACAUUCAUAAUGUUCUAAUCUUGUUGAUAAUAAGAUGGAUAACAUUCCAUAUUUCUCUAUGA